UACCAUUGUAUCUGCUGAAUGAAGUGAUGAACUGUGUGGAAAGAGGCUUUCUCAAAGUGAAUUAUGUUAAAAGGACUAUAUUCCCUGCUUUUACUUUUAGUUUGUAGAAUCCUACAGAGACAAUACAUAACCAGGGGCGGACUGACCAUUUGGAAACUCGGGGGCGGACUGACAACUCAUGGGGCCCCCGGGCAAUAGGGGAUCAUGGGCCCCUAUGUCCUUGCCCAAACUCAAAAAAGCCUAUGAAAAAGGUACCAGGGGCAUCUCAUGGGGCCCCCUACUGACCUUGUGCCCUCAGGCACUGCCCGAGUUUCCAAAUGGUCAGUCCGCCCCUGUCCCUGUCUAACGCUCUAACACUGAAAAAU
Molecule: messenger RNA, 365 nt
Organism: Staurois parvus
Lineage: Eukaryota; Metazoa; Chordata; Amphibia; Anura; Ranidae
Source: the annotation of a GenBank genome assembly